Anopheles funestus (African malaria mosquito) is the source of this 4876-nucleotide messenger RNA. RefSeq names its product splicing factor 3B subunit 1-like. Gene Ontology annotation, molecular function: mRNA binding. The transcript is spliced from 6 exons. The record is from RefSeq and is a predicted model, not a curated record. The coding region runs from base 362 to 4324 and encodes 1320 amino acids. Gene Ontology annotation, cellular component: U2-type prespliceosome; U2 snRNP; U12-type spliceosomal complex. NCBI's taxonomy places the organism in Eukaryota, Metazoa, Arthropoda, Insecta, Diptera, Culicidae. Gene Ontology annotation, biological process: spliceosomal complex assembly.
GUGUAUAAGGUGGAAGCAAAAGUUGGGUUAGUUUUCACAUUUGGUAAUUUGUUUCUACAGAAACACAUUCAAUGGCCAACAAUUGUAAAAAUGAGAAUGUUCAAUAGCUUCCAUUUUAACAUUUUAAAAAGGAUGGCAGCUUUGCUACCGAAAUAUUUGUGUCCAUCCAUCCGAUUUUAGCAAUUGAUUUGAUUGCUACCGCUCGCCUCAUUGUCAACGAGUAAAAGGUGUACUGUCAGACUGUGUAUCACCGUGCAGCCCUACACAGCUUGGAACACAAUUCCGAGGUUUUUUGUGAUUACUUAUUUUAUAUUUCAUGUUUUAUAGUUUGAUAAGUUAAAAGUGUUAUAUUUAAAAUAAAAUGGAAAACAAUCCAAGAACUCACGAAGAUAUCGAGUCUCAUAUCAGAGAUUUGCAGGCAAAAAAGAAAGAGCUGAACGCCGAAGCGGUAAAGGAUAAAGGGGUAGGAUUGGCCGACAGAGGAUACUUCGAUAGCGAGCUUUAUGAUGGUGAUGAUACGGGCAGUAAAUACGACGGAUAUGUUACAUCGAUCGCUCCAAAUGAUGACAUUGACGAUGAGGAGGACGAAGGCAUGCCCAUCGGACGUAACAAUCGUCCGAUGGGCUACACGGCACCAACAGCGCUGCUGGACGAGAUGGGACAGGGCGAGGAUUAUGAUCCAUUUGCAGAACGCCGUAAACCAACGGUUGCAGAAAAAGAAGAUGAAUAUCGCCAAAAACGGAGAAGAUUAGUCAUUUCACCAGAACGAGUAGACCCGUUCGCAGAUGGGGGUAAAACGCCAGAUGUCGGAUCGCGUUCUUAUAUGGAAAUUAUGCGUGAGCAAAUGUUGAAAGGCGAAGAAGCGGAGCUCCGCAAAAAAAUCCAAGAAAAGGCGAAAAAUGGAUCUUUGAAAAUUAAUAUGACAGAACAGGCAGUGAAACCGGCACCGAUUGAAGCGAAAAAGCGUGGCAGGUGGGAUCAAGCAGUCGAUGUGCAAUUUGUAGCACCAAAAAAGCUCGCAGUUCCAGCAACUCCAACGUGGGACGCUGAGAAAACACCUGCCGAUCAUCGCUGGGACGAAACACCAGGACACAAAGGCAGUGAAACACCCGGUGCAACUCCAAACGUGCGCAUCUGGGAUGCAACACCGGCUCACAUAUCCGGUGCAGCCACCACACCAGGCCGGGAAACGCCCGCAGAAAAGUCAACCCGUCGUAAUCGAUGGGAUGAAACGCCGAAAACCGAACGUGAAACACCCGGACACUCGUGGGCGGAAACACCCCGUGCCGAUCGUGUGUCCAGCGACGGGGUGCUCCACGAUGCCACCACUCCCGCCUCGAAGCGCCGUUCCCGUUGGGACGAAACACCGUCCAAUGCGACCCCGUCGGCCAUGACACCAUCGAUUGCUAUGACACCGACGCCGCACGGUACGACGACACCAGGCCAUGCAACGCCCUUACUCACGCCAGGAGGAACUACGCCUGUCGGUCACAAGGCAAUGGCGAUGGCAACACCGACACCGGGCCAUCUUGCUUCCAUGACUCCGGAGCAACUGCAAGCGUACCGUUGGGAGAAGGAAAUCGACGAACGUAACCGACCGUUUACAGACGAGGAGCUGGAUGUGAUGUUCCCGCCCGGAUACAAAAUAUUACCCCCGCCGGCCGGUUACAUUCCCAUUCGAACGCCGGCCCGUAAGCUAACUGCCACACCGACUCCGAUUGCCGGCACACCGGCCGCCUUUUUCAUCCAAACGGAGGACAAAUCGGCCAAGUUCGUGGACAACCAGCCAAAAGGAAAUCUGCCCUUCAUGAAGCCGGAGGACGCACAGUACUUCGAUAAGCUGCUGGUCGAGGUGGACGAAGACUCGCUCAGUCCGGAGGAGCAGAAGGAGCGCAAAAUCAUGAAGCUCUUGUUGAAGAUCAAGAACGGCACGCCUCCAAUGCGCAAAGCGGCACUCAGACAGAUUACGGACAAAUCGCGCGAGUUCGGUGCGGGACCCCUGUUUAACCAGAUCCUGCCGCUGCUGAUGAGCCCCACACUCGAGGACCAGGAGCGACAUCUGCUGGUGAAGGUUAUCGAUCGUAUUCUGUACAAACUGGACGAUCUGGUCCGUCCGUACGUGCACAAGAUUCUGGUUGUGAUCGAACCACUGCUGAUCGACGAGGAUUACUACGCGCGCGUGGAAGGUCGUGAAAUCAUUUCUAACCUAGCAAAAGCGGCCGGACUUGCCACUAUGAUCUCGACGAUGCGUCCCGACAUCGACAACAUCGAUGAGUACGUGCGUAAUACGACGGCCCGUGCAUUUGCAGUCGUUGCUUCUGCACUGGGCAUUCCGUCACUGCUGCCGUUCUUGAAGGCGGUCUGCAAGAGCAAAAAAUCGUGGCAGGCGCGUCACACCGGCAUCAAAAUCGUGCAGCAGAUAGCUAUUCUGAUGGGCUGCGCUAUCUUGCCCCAUCUGAAGUCUCUGGUCGAAAUCAUCGAGCAUGGUUUGGUGGACGAACAGCAAAAGGUGCGCACUAUUACGGCACUGGCGUUGGCCGCAUUGGCCGAAGCGGCCACACCGUACGGCAUUGAAUCGUUUGAUUCGGUACUGAAGCCGCUGUGGAAGGGCAUCAGGACGCAUCGUGGCAAGGGUUUGGCAGCCUUCCUGAAGGCUAUUGGAUAUCUUAUUCCGCUGAUGGAUGCAGAAUACGCGAACUAUUACACGCGUGAGGUGAUGUUGAUUCUGAUCCGCGAGUUCCAGUCACCGGACGAGGAGAUGAAGAAGAUUGUGCUGAAGGUGGUGAAGCAGUGCUGCGCAACGGACGGUGUCGAGGCACAGUACAUCAAGGAGGAGAUCUUGCCGCAUUUCUUUAAACAUUUCUGGAACCAUCGUAUGGCACUGGACCGACGCAACUAUCGGCAAUUGGUCGACACAACGGUCGAAAUUGCGAACAAGGUCGGUGCAUCCGAGAUCAUCAAUCGUGUGGUGGAUGAUCUGAAGGAUGAGAACGAGCAGUACCGCAAGAUGGUGAUGGAAACGAUCGAAAAGAUUAUGGCGAACCUCGGUGCAGCCGAUAUUGAUUCGCGUCUCGAGGAGCAGCUAAUCGAUGGCAUACUUUACGCGUUCCAGGAGCAAACGACCGAAGAUGUGGUGAUGUUGAACGGGUUCGGAACGAUUGUGAAUCAAUUGAGCAAGCGCGUCAAGCCGUAUCUACCACAAAUCUGCGGUACUAUCCUCUGGCGACUCAACAACAAAUCGGCCAAGGUUCGCCAACAGGCAGCCGAUCUGAUCUCGCGCAUUGCUGUGGUGAUGAAAACGUGUCAGGAGGAGAAGUUGAUGGGUCAUCUCGGGGUCGUACUUUACGAGUACCUCGGCGAGGAAUAUCCGGAGGUGCUCGGAUCGAUAUUGGGCGCAUUGAAGGCGAUCGUGAACGUGAUCGGUAUGACGAAGAUGACACCGCCGAUCAAGGAUCUGUUGCCCCGGCUGACUCCCAUCCUGAAGAACCGACAUGAGAAGGUGCAGGAGAACUGCAUCGAUCUGGUGGGACGCAUUGCGGAUCGUGGACCGGAGUACGUGUCCGCUCGCGAGUGGAUGCGCAUCUGCUUCGAGCUGCUGGAGUUGCUAAAGGCACACAAGAAAGCGAUCCGUCGUGCCACGGUGAACACGUUCGGUUACAUUGCAAAAGCAAUCGGUCCACACGAUGUGCUGGCGACGCUGCUCAACAAUCUGAAGGUGCAGGAGCGUCAGAACCGAGUCUGCACGACCGUUGCUAUCGCAAUCGUGGCGGAAACGUGUCGCCCAUUCACCGUGCUGCCCGCCCUCAUGAACGAGUACCGUGUGCCGGAGCUGAACGUACAGAACGGUGUGCUCAAGUCGCUGUCCUUCCUGUUCGAGUACAUCGGUGAGAUGGGCAAGGAUUACAUCUACGCCGUCUGUCCGCUGCUGGAGGACGCACUGAUGGAUCGCGAUCUAGUCCACCGUCAGACGGCCUGUGCCGCGAUCAAGCACAUGGCGCUCGGUGUUUACGGGUUCGGUUGUGAGGAUGCGCUCAUCCAUCUGCUGAACUACGUGUGGCCGAACAUAUUCGAAACAUCGCCCCAUCUGGUGCAGGCGUUCAUGGAUGCGGUCGAGGGUCUGCGGGUAGCGCUCGGUCCGAUCAAGAUACUGCAGUACACGCUGCAGGGAUUGUUCCAUCCGGCCCGGAAGGUGCGCGAUGUGUACUGGAAAAUUUACAACUCGCUGUACAUCGGCGCCCAAGAUGCACUCAUCGGAGGCUAUCCACGCAUUACAAAUGAUCCCAAAAAUCAGUACGUUCGAUAUGAGCUAGAGUACAACCUAUAAGUUAUUAGUACGGGACAUUAGUUGAUCAGAAAACUCGUGUGAAAUAGCCGAAAAAUGAGUUUGCUUGUAUGUCGCGGCGAGAAGCUUCGCUCUACGUCUAUUUGCACGGUUACAAACAGAUAAGAUCGAUUGCAGGUCAUAUAAACUUUUCGGAUUUUCCAUAUGGAGAGAUUUUUGAUCACUUUGUUCUUGGUCUUUUGUGACACUAUAAGCUCAAGAGGUCUUGGUCGUCUAUUUCUGACUUACUAAAUUUAUUUUUACCACGUAGUCAGAUAGUCAGUCCUUGGCUACGGGUGUUUCAGUCCGGGUGAGACUUGAUCCCCGGUCCUGUCGUGUGGAACCGGCGCCGUUUAUCACAUGCAUCACCGGGUAGCCCGGUGGUUAGUACAGAACAAUUAAAUUAGAAAUAGAUAUUAUCGAAUGUUGGAAGGUACAGGCGACUGCAUUAACCUUUCAGAAUUUCCCCAUUGGAGAGACCUAAGCUUUGAUGACUUUAUGAUUAAACAAACUUUGCUGAAAUAACAUGAAAAAUAAAAGGCAGAAAACUGGAAA